UGGAGACCGCGCAGCCUGGGCUGGGCUAGCGCGUUGGUCUGCGGGUCGUGGCCUGCGGGACUCCGGAGCCAUGGCGCCCAAAAAGAAAGGGAAGAAAGGGAAAGCCAAGGGUACCCCGAUUGUUGGUGGUCUCGCUCCAGAGGACAUGAGCAAGGAACAGGUGGAGGGACACAUUGGCCGCAUCCGGGAGGAGCUGGAGCUUGAGCGCAAGGAGCGCAAUUACUUCCAGCUGGAGCGGGACAAGAUGCACAGUUUCUGGGAGAUCACGCGGAAGCAGCUGGAGGAGAAGAAGGCUGAACUGAGGAACAAAGACCGGGAGAUGGAGGAGGCCGAGGAGAGGCACCAGGUGGAGAUCAAGGUCUACAAGCAGAAGGUGAAGCACUUGCUGUACGAGCAUCAGAACAGCCUGAUGGAGAUGAAGGUGGAGGGCGCUGUGGCCAUGAAGCUGGCGCAGAAGGAGCGCUGCGCGCAGGAGGGGACCCUGUACAGGGACACGCGGGCGCUGCAGGUGCGGCUGAAGGAGCAGGAGCUGGCCAGCGAAGUGGCGGUGAAGCACCUGAAGCUGAAACACGCCGAGGAGAUCACCAAGAUACGCAAGGACUUUGAGCGGCAGGUGCGAGGAAUCGAGGCCAAGUACGAUAAGAAGGUCAGGAUGCUGAGGGAUGAGCUUGACCUGCGCAGGAAGACAGAGAUCCACGAGGUGGAGGAGAGGAAGAAUAGCCAGAUCAGCAUGCUUGUGCAGCGCCACGAGGAGGCCUUCACGGACAUCAGGGACUAUUACAACGAAAUCACCUCCAACAACCUGGAUCUCAUCAGCUCCCUCAAGGAGCAGGUGCAGGACAUGCGGAAGAGGGAGGAGCACCUGGAGAAGGAGAUGACGGAGAUGUCCACGGAGAACAGGCGCCUGGCGGACCCCCUGCAGAAGGCUCAGGACGAGCUGACUGAGAUGCAGCAGCAACUCAGAGGCUACGAGAAGGACAAGGAGACCCUGCUGCUUACGAAAGCCCGUCUGAAAGUCGCUGAGAAGGAGCUGAAGAGCCUGCGGUGGGAGCACGAGGUGCUGGAGCAGCGCUUCACCAGGGUGCAGCACGAGCGUGACGAGCUGUACCGGAAGUUCACCGCGGCCGUCCUGGAGGUGCAGCAGAAGGCGGGCUUCCGGAGCCUCGUCCUGGAGCGCAAGGUGCAGGCCCUGCUCGCCGCGGUGGAGAGGAAGGAGGUGCAGCUCGACGAGGCGCUGGCGGCCUCCAGCCUGGACCCUGCCGCCCUGACCCUCGUGUCCCGCAAGCUGGAGGACGUUCUGGAAUCGAAGAACAGCACCAUCAGGGACUUGCAGUACGAGCUGGCCCGGGUCUGCAAGGCCCACAAUGACUUGCUGCGUACCUAUGAGGCGAAGCUCCUGGCCUUUGGGGUCCCCCUGGACAACGUGGGCUUCAAGCCCCUGGAGACGGCUGUGAUGGGGCAGACCCUGGGCCAGGGCCCCGCAGGACUCGUGAGCACCCCAACGUAG
Messenger RNA from Kogia breviceps (pygmy sperm whale), 1507 nucleotides. RefSeq names its product growth arrest specific 8 (gene GAS8). The record is from RefSeq and is a predicted model, not a curated record. Lineage: Eukaryota; Metazoa; Chordata; Mammalia; Artiodactyla; Physeteridae. Gene Ontology annotation, molecular function: microtubule binding; small GTPase binding. Gene Ontology annotation, biological process: flagellated sperm motility. Gene Ontology annotation, cellular component: microtubule; Golgi apparatus; motile cilium.